GAGGGGGGUAAUGCAGUUUUUCUAAAAUAAUAACAAAACUACGUACUUCUAACGUGAUUAUUAUGAUAGAAACGUAAAUAACUUCAUUAACUGCACGAAUUGCCUGUUACAACGAUUUACUGGCUUUUAUUGGCGGAUUACAAUACUCCUCGCAAAAUGGUCUACACAAUUGUAUUUUUUGUAUUAGCAACACUGCCACUUUUGAAUUCAGAAUACAUUCCACCCGGUCCUGCAUAUUCAUGCCCGAAGGAGACAACAUUAUUGUAUCCCUGUAUUUGUGAGAAAGGAACAGAUUCAGGGCUGUAUAUACGUUGUGAAAAUGCAGGUUUGGCUCUUAUCAGUGUGGGAAUUGGCAACAUAGCUGGUAUGGGGUUGCCAAUAGAGAGACUGUUGCUGAAGGAAUGCAAAUUUACAAACCUCUUUGGCUCAUUACUCCAUAGAUCGACUGUACGUAUCUUGGAGAUAGUGGACACACCUAUUACGAGCAUUGAAGAGUAUGCUUUUGCCGGUGUAAAUAGAACAUUGCAGGAGAUAUACUUGACAAAUACCAAGAUCAUCGAUUUUCCUAAGGAGGCUUUUAAGAUCUUGGGUAACCUUUCAGUAUUGUCUAUUGAUGGACACCAAAUGACUAAAUUGAGUAAGGACAUGUUCGCCGGCAGUGAAGCAGUGGGCAAACUGGAGAGAUUACACCUUGUCAACGGCUUAAUAUCUGAUAUACCCAUAGAAGCUUUUCAGAACCUGCGUAAGUUAAAGAAGUUAGAUCUGCACGGAAACAGGCUUGUGACCUUGAAGAAGAAUCAGUUCAAGGGACUCCGGGACACCGAUGUCUUGGAUUUGAGUCACAACAAUAUCACGAGGCUGGACGGCACUCACAUCGGGGACCUGACCAAGCUGGGCUGGUGCAACGUCAGCCACAACGACAUCAAGGAAAUACCCCGGGGAAUGUUCGCGAGGAACAAUCUACUGAAAGUCCUGCAUUUGGACAAUAAUAAAUUGAAGAAAUUGGACACGAACAGUUUCCGAGGAAUGAGGUUUCUGAGGCGUUUGUUCCUUCAAGACAAUCAGAUCUCGGAUAUAGGCAGGGGGACCUUCUCGGCCGUGACCAGAAUAGGCACCGUGGACCUGGCGAGGAAUAAAAUCAAGAAAAUCGACUAUCAAAUGUUUCAAUCGGUCAAAUUUGCUGACACGAUAAACUUGGCGGAGAACGAGAUAACCGUGAUCGAAGCCCAGGCUUUCACGGACCUAUAUCUGGCGACGGUGAACGUCUCUCACAACCAGCUCUCGAAGAUCGAACCGAAGGCCUUCCAGAACUGCAACAACCUGACCGUGCUGGACUUGCGCUACAACAACCUGACGGUCAUCGAUAGGAGCGCCUUCGACGAGAACACAUACGCGUAUGAAUUGAAUGUCGCCCACAACCACAUCACGGAUUUCAGUCAGAUCCCCAUACAGAACAUGACGGGCAUAAGGAUCUUGAACGCGACCUUCAACCAGAUCACCGGGAUACCGAAAGCGGCGUUUCCCAAACUUUACGAGCUCCACACCGUCGAUCUGUCACACAACAACAUCAGCGACAUCUUUAAUGCGGUCUUCCAGAACCUGUUCUCCUUGAGAUUCGUGAAUUUGAGCCACAACAGCUUGGAGCGCAUAAAACCCGCCAUGUUCGGCACACUACCCACCGUCUUGGAGCUGGACCUGUCGCACAACCUGCUGAGCGACGUGUCAAGGGGCGGGCUCGCCAAGCUGGCCAGCUGCCGCCUCCUGGACAUGAGCCACAAUCAACUGGAGAAGAUAUUCCAGAUACCCAUCAGUCUGGGCGAAUUGAACAUAGCGCAUAACAAUCUGAGAGAGAUAAAAUCGAACACGUGGCCUUCGAUGAACGCUCUGCUGCGUCUCAACCUGUCGGCCAACAUGCUCGGCGACAUGCUCGCCAGCGACAGCUUCUCCAGUCUGCUGACCUUGCAGACUCUGGACUUAUCAUCGAACGGGCUCACCAGACCGCCGUGGGAGGCCCUGAGCAGUCUGACGAGCUUGCAGUAUAUAUAUAUGCAGGAUAACAAUCUGACGUCACUAAGCAAGUCGUCAUUUGGAAACCUGCCCACGCUAUUCGCGCUGGACCUGUCGCGCAACGCCAUAGCUUCCGUGGAGCGCCGCGCUUUCAAUGGCCUGCAGCAGCUACUGGACCUCAGGCUAUCAGGGAACCAACUGGAGCACGUCCCCAACGAGGCCUUUAAGGGCCUGGUGGCGCUCAGGAAGCUCGACCUGUCUCACAACUUACUGGAGAAGAUUGACAACAAAACAAACGGACUCCUGGACGACUGUCUGUCCUUGGAGACGGUCAACCUGAGCCACAACAACAUCGGCUUCCUAACGAAGAAGAUGUUCCCGGCGAGCCCCUGGAUCCCGUACAGACUGUCGGAGAUCGACCUGAGUCACAACUCGCUGGCGGUCGUCACGCACGACAUAACGGUGGGCGCGGGGCGCGUGCGGAGGCUGAGUCUGGCCGGAAAUUACAUCAACGACAUCAGGAACAAUGUCCUGGGCAACCUGACCUCGCUGGAGACCUUGGACCUUUCGCGGAACAACCUCAAGGACUUAGUGUCUAAAACAUCGGAAAUGAAAUUCUCUUUCCCCGGGAACAUAACGGAACUGUAUCUCAACGACAACGAGCUAGAGGAUCUCCCGGUCAAGGAGCUGAUGAAGGCUGACAAACUGAAGGUUCUGGACGUCAGGGGCAACCGGCUGACCAGCUUCGACCCCCGGCUGGUCGCGAGGGUCCGAGACCGGAGCUUGCAGGUCUACUUCGAAGGCAACACUUUGUUAUGCGACUGCUUCGCUCGGCCCCUGAAGCAUUACUUAAACAAACUGUCCCAGACGUACUUGCGCGGCGACGCUAAGUACUCAAACGUGAGCUGCGCUGAGCCUCCGAGCCUGGAGAACGUGAGCAUAUUGGACGUGGACGAGGAAAGGCUGCUGUGCGCUGGCAACAUUGAGACCGACGAGAAGAUAAAAGAAUAUGGCAACACCGCGGACGAGUCAUUCGAUUUCAUAACGGAACCAGACUUGGCCUUCAGGGACAUACAGUAUUCCCAGGAGGCGAUCUACGUGCACUGGUACGUGAGGUCGGCGGGGGAUGUAGCCGACACGCAGCUAUACGUGCGGGGGCAGGGGGGGGACGUGUUGCACGCCGCGCGCGCCCCCUACACCGCGCGCUCCUACACGGUCCCCCUCGACGCGGGGGUGCGAGGGGCGUUGGGGGGAGGCGGCGCGCUGUGCGUGCAAGCCGUGACGUCAGCGGGCGCGCCCCGACGCUGGUACCCCUCGCAGUGCCAACCAAUAAACGGGCGUCUCCACCUAUGGCCCAAGACGCUAAACGUGGAUAAGCGGAGACUGUCCCGGCCCAGGGGACGCGCCACCAGCAGUGUCCUAGGACUCGUCAGCGACUCUAUCCUGAUCACGCUGUGCAUAUUCCUGGGGGUCUGUCUGAAGAUAACCGACGUUGAGCUAUGAGACCGGGACUACUCCCACGGCUGAACCUCGUGUUUGCGUCUGACUUCAAUAAUUGAGGUUAUCAAUUCGACUGUAUUUAUUGUGACGUGUCUCAAAUCUUUUUUCUAGGUGAAGAAAGGAUUUUUUGUUGUUUUUAUUAAUUUAUUUGAUGGUCUCUCGCGUAGUUCCUAAUGCUAUCCAAGAACCGACCGGCGAUCCCAAGAUCGCCCUCAAUAAUACAAAUCCAACUGAUUUCGAUGACUAUGACGAUUUUCUAAUUUAAUUUCGGCUAAAAAGUGCUGCUAUUCGUUGAUUUUUUUUUUGUAUUUUAUGACCUGGUA
Messenger RNA from Bombyx mandarina (wild silkworm), 3830 nucleotides. It is a transcript of the gene conv, whose product is annotated as insulin like growth factor binding protein acid labile subunit convoluted. The record is from RefSeq and is a predicted model, not a curated record. Gene Ontology annotation, molecular function: protein binding. Lineage: Eukaryota; Metazoa; Arthropoda; Insecta; Lepidoptera; Bombycidae.